Drosophila ananassae is the source of this 480-nucleotide messenger RNA. Its product is annotated as myotrophin. Gene Ontology annotation, biological process: regulation of barbed-end actin filament capping. Gene Ontology annotation, cellular component: nucleus; cytoplasm. Lineage: Eukaryota; Metazoa; Arthropoda; Insecta; Diptera; Drosophilidae. The transcript has 4 exons. The record is from RefSeq and is a predicted model, not a curated record. The coding region runs from base 86 to 451 and encodes 121 amino acids. Gene Ontology annotation, molecular function: protein binding.
CAUCGCAUCCGGACAAGUGCCAUUCAAUUUCCACCUCUAAGAGCAGUCUCUAGACUCGACAAAUUCAAGCUAAACGAAAAUAAAAAUGGGUGAAAUUACCAACGAAAACAUUAUUUGGACCAUCAAAAACGGAGAGUUCGAUGCCGUACAAGCAGCCUUCCAAAACGAUGCACAAAAAGUGAACGAGGAGAUUAAAGGAAGAUUCCCCAUACAUUAUGCGGCAGAUUUUGGACAGCUCAAAGUACUGGAGCUCCUUAUAAGUAUAGGAGCCGACGUCGAUAGGAAGGACAAACACGGUAUUACCCCGAUUUUGGCUGCCAUUUGGGAAGGACAUACAAGCUGUGUGGAAUAUCUUCUUAAAAAGGGAGCAAGCAAAAACGGUUCUACUCCAGAUGGCCAAAGUUACCUUGAGGCAGCGGAAAAAGACGAAAUUAAAAAAUUACUUUCAUAAAUUAUAGAUGUAAUUUAAAGAUACACCCU